GCCACAGCCAGUCCUCUGGAUGCUUAAUCGAGCCUCGCGGGGUUUGUCAUGCAGUCUGCGUUUUCGUCAUUCAUUAAAGAUACAGGCUCUAACUUUUACUAGGCCAAAGCCACACCGCACCGUUUGCUGUCACCCAGGGAGGCUGUCCGCGCUGUGGCAGUCGCCCGGAUGUAAGCAUAGGGUGGAGCCGAAAGAGACUGGCAGGCCGGUCGAUUUGGUGGGUGAAGGCUCAGAAACGCCGUGACGCCACCUCCGCCCCAGCACGUAAUGAAGAUCAGGGGUGGCAAGGGUAGGCUUUGCGUAGACUUAGCGUCCCAGCUGGUUCCCGUUCGCCACGUGACAAGGGCGUAGCUGUGAUUACGCACAGAGGUGCCUAGUACGCAGGCGCGCUCAACUUUCCCCCCCGACACGUGACGCUGCACUGAGGACGUCACGUGAAGCAGGCAGAGCGCACGCGGGCGGGGCAGGGCGCGGAGGCGCUCAGCGAGGACCCGAGUGCACCCGCUGACCAGGCAAAACUCCGCCGGGCGGGACAGCCAUGCCCAAGUACUGCAGGGCUCCGAACUGCUCCAACACCGCCGGCCGACUGGGCGCGGACAACCGCCCCGUGAGCUUCUACAAGUUCCCACUGAAGGACGGCCCCCGGCUGCAGGCCUGGCUGCGGUGCAUGGGCCGCGAGCACUGGGUGCCCAGCUGUCACCAGCACCUGUGCAGCGAGCACUUCACGCCCUCCUGCUUCCAGUGGCGCUGGGGCGUGCGCUACCUGCGGCCGGAUGCGGUGCCCUCCAUCUUCUCCCGGGCGCCGCCUGCCAAGAGCCAGCGGGGUACCCGAAGCACCAAGAAGCGGGUUGUGCCGCCACCUCCUCCGCAGGAGGCUACGCCCCAGCCCCCAAGCCACGCCAUCCCUGCCUCCGGCCCAGUGCACUUAGUGGUGCUGGGCCCUGCAGCGGGGUCCCCCGAGGCUGCGGCCACCGUGCUCCUGUCCCCCACUCCCGCUUCGCCCACUCUCGCGGGGCCACGGCCUGACGUCCCCGCCCAGCAGGCCGGGGCCGGGCUGGGCGCGGCGCUAGGAGCGCUGCAGCGGCGGGUGCGGAGGCUGCAGCGGCGCCACCGGCGGCACCAGGCGCAGCUGCAGGCGCUGGAACAGCUGGCGCAGCAGCUGCUGGCGCGGGCGCGCAGGGGCCUGCAGCGCGCGCUCCCCGGACCUGAGGAAUCCCAAACCUUCACCGUCAUCUGUGGAGGGCCUGGCAUAGCUGUGGUCCUUGCCCAAGGCCCUGCCCCUCCACCAGUGGAUGCCAAGCCUGAGCUCCUGGACACUCGGACCCCCAGUGCAUAAGGAUCUGGACAGAUACUGUCAAGGGACAGAAGAAACAAGAUGGAAGAAGAGAGAGUCGUCACACACAGGCUUGGCCCAGCCCCGCCGUCCAUACCUGGGGAGCAGCAAUGCCUCCCUCAAAGGUCUGGGUUCCAUGACCCUCCCUCCUGGGGACCCCUUGAACCUUAGGGGUGACCUGGGCCCAAGUCCUCCAUCAGCCCCCAGUUCCCUGGGUACCAGGCCUCUGCCACCCCUAGCUCAAAUCUUCGCAUCAGUAAAACACCUCAGGGCAGAACGCGGGUCGGUUACUUGGGGAGGGUUGUACCUGGUUUCUGAAGAGCCCCUCACACCUUUCGCCAAGGCUGGUGCUGAGCUGAGGGUACCGUGGUGACCACAGCUGAACACCGUCCCUGCCCUCCUGGUGCUCACCUUCUACCCGAGUAGGAGAUGAACUAGUAAACUAAUAAACGAGAAUUUCAGACUGUGA
This is a messenger RNA of Microcebus murinus (gray mouse lemur), 1802 nucleotides long. It is a transcript of the gene THAP8, whose product is annotated as THAP domain containing 8. Lineage: Eukaryota; Metazoa; Chordata; Mammalia; Primates; Cheirogaleidae. The record is from RefSeq and is a predicted model, not a curated record.